ACAUUUUACAUCUGACACGUCUAGAAAUCAAUUUUACAUAUACGAUGUAAUACCCAAAAUACCAACAUAUCGAUACUUUAUCUGGUAUUUUUAAUAAUCUUUUCUUUUUGGUCACUCUUAAUUCCCACGGUCCCAAGUUUUGAUUUUUUUUCUGAAUGCACCACACAAAGAAAAUGCUGAAAAGUGCCGACAAAGUGGAGGAAAAGUCAAGUGUCUGAGUGCCAGAUUAGCUGAGACGUUUGCCCGGCCCGCGGAAAGCGAGCCAGACCGGGACCCCCACGCAGCCAGAGGAGGCGUAGAAGCAGGAGUGUGAGAAGGAGAGGGAGAAGGUGGAAAAAGAGGAGUAAAAGGAGGAGGGGCAGCAAAGGAUUGGCGGCCACAAUGACCACGCAGCGAACGCAGACGCAGAUGAGGAGUGCAAACAACUCGGACUCCGACUAUGAGACCCUUAUGCAGCGCCUCCAUAUCGGCGCAGGAGGCGGCGGCGGUGGCGUCGGCGCAGCAGGCGGGGGCGUGGCUAUGAGAAGCUACCAGCGCUCGCCGGGCGCCAUCGAGCACUUUCUGCAGGAUGGGCAGCAGCAACAGAUGAUGAUGCAACAGCAGCAACAGCAGCACCAGCAGCAGACUCUGCACCAUCAGGACUACAAGCUAUACGAGCGCGGCAACAUUAUCGCCGCCUCCAAGUACGCCACACCCCGGCCCGUGGAGCAAGUGAUGAUGGGUCACAGUCACAGUCACAAUGGGAGUGCGCACAUCUAUGCGCCCACGGCCCAGGUGCUGGGUCAGCGGAUUGCACCCCAGAAGCACUCGCCCGUGUACGAGAACCUCGAGUUCUAUGGCCAGUUUGAUUCGAACCACAAGCGCGCUCAGCCCCAGAGUCCCGGCAGCAGACAGAGCGCCAUGCUCAGCGACUACCUGCUGAUGCAGCCCAUUGGUGGAGGACGCUUUGCCCACACGCCAGUGCCAGUGGAGAAUCCGGGCGGUGCUAGGGGAGCAGCGGGAGGCGGAGGAGGUCCAGGAGGUAUGCAGCCGGGCAGAUCGAUGGCUCUGGGACCCACAGGGGAUCUCGAGGAGCAUGCAGCGCCCAUCUACGAGAACAUCAUUCCGCAUUCGGGCCAGCGUGCCCAGCCGCAAGCAUCACCGGCCACCGCCACCAUAUACCAGGAGAUGCAGCCGACGAGCACAUCGUCUGGGGGCUCAUCCACAUCCACCUCCGGCCUGGAUCUCAAUGCCCUGCUCGCCUCACCCAUGCACCAGCGCAGCAUUAGCAGCAACACGGCCAGCACCACCGGUUCCCUGGGCUCGCCCACGCAACGCUAUAGGAACCUGUCGCUGCCCAGUCAUCUCAGUCCAGUGCCCAAUGCAUCGCAGUCCUCGGUGGCCAAGCUGCAGCAGCACACGCCCAUCAAGUCGCCCAUUAGCCAAGUCGGUGGCGCCAUCAAUGUCUCCGUGAAUCCCAACUACAUCGAGGAUAUCAACAGCUCCGAUUAUGUGUGCAUGACUGCCAAUCUGCAUAGGAAUACAGCAGCGGGCUUGGCAACCGGCCGAGCGGCGGCCACGGGUGCUAUGCCACAGCGCACUGUCCAGGAACCGGCCAUGAUAACCACUUCUGCUUCAGCGGCGUUGGCUUCAGCUUCGGCGACAGCAACAGCAACAGCGGCAACCAUGGCCACCUCUAUAGCACCAACCACGGCGGCAGCAACAGCAGCACCGAUACCCGCCACUGGAUCCCUGAGAGCCACGCCCAUUGCUAUGACAGCUCCCCUGGCGGUGGCAACAUCACCCACGCCCUCGCAGGGCAGUACAGGUCUUACCAAGAAUCUGCUGCCGUAUAGCGUCACCCCGCCGCGUCCGGCUGGUCCGACGGAGGCCCAGCGUAAGAUCGAGGAGCUAACCCGCCAGCUGGAGGAGGAGAUUGAGCAGAGCGAGGAGCAUGGCGAAUAUUUUGGCAUUUGCCACACCUGCGGCGAGAAGGUGAAGGGAGCUGGCCAGGCCUGCCAGGCUAUGGGUAAUCUUUACCACACCAACUGCUUCAUUUGCUGCUCCUGCGGACGUGCACUGAGGGGCAAGGCCUUCUACAAUGUGCAUGGCCGGGUCUAUUGUGAGGAGGAUUAUAUGUAUUCGGGCUUCCAGCAGACAGCGGAAAAGUGCGCCAUUUGCGGCCACCUAAUCAUGGAGAUGAUCUUGCAGGCCAUGGGCAAGUCGUAUCACCCGGGCUGCUUCCGGUGCUGUGUGUGCAAUGAGUGCUUGGACGGUGUGCCCUUCACUGUGGAUGUGGAUCACAAGAUUUACUGCGUCAAUGACUAUCAUCGAAUGUUUGCACCCAAAUGCGCCAGCUGCGGCAAAGGCAUCACACCAGUCGAGGGCACCGACGAAACUGUGCGUGUGGUCUCCAUGGACAAGGACUUUCACGUGGACUGCUACAUCUGCGAGGAGUGCGGUAUGCAGCUAACCGAUGAGCCGGACAAGCGCUGCUAUCCGCUGGACGGACGCCUGCUCUGCCGCGGUUGCCAUUUGCAGCGUUUGGCGUUACAGUCCUCGCCGCAUGCCCGCCACCAGGAGCCCGUCUGCGCCUCGUACCAGUACAUGGGAUAAGGCAACUCCUUCCGACUGAAAUCAGAACCCGAACCGAACAAAUCUGGAAUCUAUCGGUAUUCCAUUUUGUAUUCCAAUUACCAAUAUUAUUAACUUAAAAACAGACAGAAAUGUGAAGACAAAAUGCAUUUAUAUACAAAAUAGAUCGCUUA
Molecule: messenger RNA, 2747 nt
Organism: Drosophila serrata
Lineage: Eukaryota; Metazoa; Arthropoda; Insecta; Diptera; Drosophilidae
Gene: jub
Product: LIM domain-containing protein jub
Biological process (GO): regulation of DNA-templated transcription; negative regulation of hippo signaling; response to hypoxia
Cellular component (GO): transcription regulator complex; nucleus; P-body
Molecular function (GO): transcription corepressor activity
Source: RefSeq, a predicted model, not a curated record